This is a messenger RNA of Phyllostomus discolor (pale spear-nosed bat), 1977 nucleotides long. RefSeq names its product sialic acid-binding Ig-like lectin 13. Gene Ontology annotation, molecular function: sialic acid binding. Gene Ontology annotation, cellular component: plasma membrane. Bases 89 to 1507 code for a protein of 472 amino acids. Gene Ontology annotation, biological process: cell adhesion. The record is from RefSeq and is a predicted model, not a curated record. NCBI's taxonomy places the organism in Eukaryota, Metazoa, Chordata, Mammalia, Chiroptera, Phyllostomidae. The transcript is spliced from 9 exons.
UCAGCUUCUGUGGGGCUCGCUCUCCACAGUCCUUCUCCAACUGCCUUCCUUCUCCUUUCACACAAAGGAGCCCAGACACCCUCCAGAGAUGCUGUGGCUGCUGCUGCCCCUGCUAUGGGCCACUGACCCUCCUUUCUCUGCAGGGUUCCUGGCCGAAGAUGAGGACCACUGGCUGACAGUGCAGAGGUCCGUAACAGUGCAAGAGGCCCUGUGUGUCUUUGUGCCCUGCACUGUCACCUACCGCCAGCACUACUGGACUGACUCAACCCCAGCUCAUGGCUACUGGUUUCAGGAAGGAGCCAAUGAAUUCCAGGAUCCACCAGUGGCCACCAACAACCAAGAUCGGAAAGUGCAAGGCGAAAAGCAGGGCCGAUUCCACCUCCUUGGGGACCCCCUGAACUACAGCUGUUCCUUGGACAUCACAGAUGCACGGAGAAGGGACACAGGGACAUUCUUCUUUAGGGUGGAGAGAGGGCAUUAUGAGGCAUAUAGUUACAAGGAGAACCAGCUCUAUGUACAUGUGACAGCUCUGUCACAGACACCUGACAUCUACUUCCAAGGGUUCCUGGAAUCAGGGCACCCCAAGAACAUUACCUGUGCUCUUCCAUGGGCCUGUGAGAGAGGGACACGUCCAGAAUUCUACUGGAUUGGGGGCAAUGUCGCCAUCCUGGGUUCCAGGACCUUCAGCUCCUCAGUGGUCACCCUCACACCAGGGCCUGAGGACCACAGCACCAACCUCACCUGUCGAGUGACCUUCCCUGGGGCUGAUGUGAGCACUGAGAGGACCAUCCAGCUCACUGUGUAUGCUCCACAGAACCUGACUGUUCGUGUCUUCUGGGGAAACAGCACAGUCCCUGAGGUCCUGGGCAAUGCCACCUCCCUGCAAGUCCAGGAGGGCCAGUCCCUGCGCUUGGUCUGUGAGACAGAUGGCAACCCCCCAGGGAGGCUGAGCUGGUGGCGGGGGAGCCUGACUCUCAGCCCCUCCAAGCCCUUGGAGCCAGGGGUCCUGGAGCUGCCCCAGGUGGUCGUGGCAGAUGCAGGGGAGUUCACCUGUCGAGCUCACCACCCACGGAUCUCCUACCACGUCUCCCUGAACCUAGUUGUGCAGGGACUUAUGUCUCCCACUAGUUCAGAGACUCCCAUGGAGACCAGGCUGCAAGGAGAGACUGAGCCCCAUCCUCAAGGUGGUGCCGAGGCCUGGGCUCCAGAGCUUGGGCAGGUGGAUGAGGAUUCCAUAAACCAUUGUGUCCUGACACCCACCUGGCACAGCUUUGUGGAGCAAGGAGGACUCAGGGCAGGGGUGGUGCUCGUGGCCAUCACAGAAGCAGCUGUCAAGACCCUGGUCCUUCUCCUCUGCCUCAUCAUCCUCAUAGCGAGGAUCUGCAUGAGGAAGUCGUCCCAGACUGCAGAAAAUGUGGAGGAUGAGAAUAUCAUCCUAGGCUGGCCCCACAGACCUCCAGACUGUGGUUCCAGAGACUGUCCACUACCAGCAAAGUAUGAACACUGAUGGCUCCUCUCCAUGACCAGAGACCCAGGUGAAAAUGACACAGGCUGGAUCUGAGGACUUGGCAUGGUCCAUCCCCAACUGAAUGCUGCACAAGAUUCUACCAUGUCUGUGAAUCUCACACCAUGUCCACACCCAGCUGGACCAGGGCCUGGGUGACUCUGAGACUUUGCAUGUGCAGUUUCUUGGGCUGAAAUGUUCUUCCUUCCCCAUUCCUACUUCUGCAAGUCCUGAUUCUCCCUCACUGUGAGUCAUGCCACUGUGUGUGUUAUUGUACAUUUCUGAGCAGAGUGACAUUCACUCAUUUAUUCAUAGACACAUUUAGGAAGCGUCACUGAACACCUACUAUGUACUAGCAUUGUUGUAGAUCCCAGAGAUGCAUCAGGAAACACAGCUUCAAGAAUAUCCACCAUCGAAACAACAUGAAAAGAAGCUCCUGCAAGCAAGGUAUAAAAAUGAGUGACAAACACAUG